AAAAUGGAGAGUAGAGAGCAUUUUCAGUGUACUAGGUGUAAAGAAUUUGCUUCUAAAAACUACCUGUCUGUUCUUCGUCACAUUGGAUUAGUACAUGCAUUUAAAGCAGAUUUUGAGGUUACGUGUGGUUUAGAGGGCUGCUCUAGAAGUUUUAAGAAGUACAGAUCCUAUAGGAGGCACAUUUUACGUCACCACAAGCAUAUCAUUCAUCAGCAGUCAUUUUUGCAAGCAAAAGACUUGUCAAACAGCGGUGAUGUUGCAGUUGAAACAUCUUCAACAAUUUCAGGUAGUGUUGAAGAUCUCAGUGGCCCUCUUGAUGAAUCCACAACAUCUACUAUUUCUGUGCCACUUUACCAUGAUACUAUUAGUAAGCACAAAGCAGCUUUGUUCCUGUUGAAGGCAAGGGAGUGUUUGAAAAUAUCUCAAACAGCACUUGAUGAGCUUGUUGAUGACAUUCAGUUGAUAUCUCAAACUGAAUUGGAAUCAGUAAGGGAAAAAAUUCAGACCAGUUUUCUUCAGGAAAAUGUAUACCAAUUAACGUGCUACAUUUAGUUAAUUCUAUAUUUGCUCAAUCACAGUCUAAAUCUCUUUUCAGUGGGUUGCACUCAGCUUUUUUACAGAAUAAGUUUUUUGUUGAUCAUCUUGGAUUAGUGGAGCCUACAGAACAAAUACUGGGACAUAAAUUUGCUUUGGGAAAGAAUGGAUCUUUAAAGCGUCAAAAUGAAGUAGCUUAUGACAUCCCUUUUUUUCAGUCUUUGCAACAACUUUUGACAAUGAUGUCUGCUAUUACUCAGAGUAAUCAGAGAUCUGAUGGACUUCUCUCAGACAUCUGUGAUGGUGAACGCUUCAAAACUCACCCUUUAUUUUCACGUGAUGAUAUUAAUUCAUUGCAAAUUUUGUUGUACUAUGAUGAUUUGGAAGUGUGUAACCCUCUGUCCUCACCAACAAAGAAACACAAAUUAGCUAUAUUCUACUAUACCUUAGGCAAUAUUCAUCCAAAAUACCGUUCAAAAAUGACUUCUAUUCAGUUAGUAACCAUUACUAAGUCCUCUAAUUUGAUAAAGUAUGGAUUAAACAAAGUUCUGGAACAGUUUAUGAAUGAUAUACGAAAACUUGAAGAGGGUAUCUUUCUAACAGUAGCUGGAGAAAUGAAGAAAUAUUAUGGUACAAUUUUGCUGAUGUCAGUCUACUGAUAAUCUUGCUGCACAUUUUGUUGGAGGUUAUAAGUCAUUGUCCAGUGCCUUUAGAAAGUGUCGGUUUUGUCUUGCUGUUCGUGAAGACAUGAACAAUAAAUUCAUUGCUACAGACUUUGUAGAGCGUGACCGGCAAACUCAUGCUUAUCACUGUUCACUUCUUUUGGGAUCAAAUUAUAAUCAUGUAGCAACAACAUAUGGCCUUACGGAAGACUCCAUUUUGAAUAGUUCAAAGUACUUUCAUGUCACAGAAGGCCUUUGUCCAGACAUCAUGCACGACAUUUUGGAGGGUUCUCUCCAGUAUGUGGUAAAGGAGCUUUUGAAGUACUUCAUUACUGUAGGGAUUGUAUCGCUGGAGCAAAUUAACAGUAGAAUUGAUUUUUUUAAAUAUGCUUCUUGUGACAGUAAAAACAAACCUGCACCUAUUUCCUCUAACAUUCUUACUUCUUCAGAUCACUCCCUUAAGCAAACAGCAAGUCAACUUUGGUGUUUGGCAAGACUCCUUCCUUUGAUAAUUCAUGAUCUGGUACCAAUGAAUGAAAGUCACUGGGACAACUUUCUUCUUUUACUCUCUGCUACAGACUAUGUGUUUGCUCCAACACUCACAAACGGAAAGGCGUCUUACCUAGCACAUGUAAUUGAAGAUCAUUUACUUCAGUUCAAAGAACUGUAUCCAACCAGUCCCAUCAUACCUAAGCAGCAUUACCUUAUUCAUAUUCCUCAGUGGAUUGUUAGGUAUGGGCCACCAAUACGUUAUUGGUGUAUGAGGUAUGAAGGCAAGCACAGUUUUUUUAAGGAUUUGUCAAGGCGCAUCAAAAACUUUAAGAAUGUACCAAAGAGCUUAGCACAGAGACACCAAAUGUGGAUUUGUUAUUAUUGCCAUUCUAAUUCUAAUUUUAUAACAACUGGUCCAAGUUCACCUAUAACUAUAUCAAACUGGGAGUAUGGCCAUCAUUUUAAAACAUUCUUGCCAUCUACGACUGAUAUUUCUCAAGUUUAUAGAACACCUUGGAUAGAGAUGGGAUACCAAUACAAAAUUGGAGACAUUGUUGUACUAUCAUCUGAUCUUCUUCCAUGCUUUGGUUUGAUUAAAGACAUUGUUAUUUACGAUAGUAUUUAUUAUUUUACAUGUAAUGUAUUGGAAACAGAGUGUUUUUGCCAUCACAAUCACUCAUAUGAAGUUACUUAUCAAUUUCCUUCUGUCACAUCAUUUUGUAACAUUGAUGACUUAUAUGAUUAUCAUCCUCUUGGCUUAUAUGAAUGCAAUUCAAAAUUUUUUGUACCUUUAAAAUAUCAUAUUAUUGAGUCUUUGAGUUAAUAAUGAUCGAUUAAUAAUUUAA
Molecule: messenger RNA, 2533 nt
Organism: Amphimedon queenslandica
Lineage: Eukaryota; Metazoa; Porifera; Demospongiae; Haplosclerida; Niphatidae
Exons: 10
Coding region: 1282-2511 (409 amino acids)
Source: RefSeq, a predicted model, not a curated record